ACUUUCCCGUCCAACCACUAAGUAUUAAAUUAGAGUUAACUCCGUUUCUCAUCACUCUAAUCGAUUACUGCUCUCUGCUACUGCAGAUCCAAAGCUCUCCCACUCCCUUUUAACUUCUUGUGGUUUUUCUUGGAUUCCCAUUGCCCCGUAGUCCCACUUUCUCUCUCACACACUUAAACACACAAACUCUUCACGCAGUCACUACUCUGCCAAUGCCAUCCCACGCCGCCACCACCACCGCCGCCACCAAUACUCCCACCAAACCAUCCAAGAAAAACCAUUUGGUCUCUGCAAUGAUAAAACAAGGUUUCAUCUCGGACCCUUUACUCUCCCCUGCACCCUCACCCCCCUCCUCUCACCACCUCUCCAGACCCCACUCCGCCACCACCGCCACCGCCAUUUCUCUUUCCCCGCCGCCUUCCUUCGCCACAGCUGCUCCCAACCCUACCCGGUCAAUUUCGAGCCCGACCCUUUUCGAAAUGAUGUCGGACGAACAGGCCCGCGACUCCAGACACUCCACUGAAGCCGGCCUCAAGCUCCAAGAUAGAGUCUUUAAGGUCUUAGCUGAGGCCCCAUUUAAGAAUUCCGGCAAUGAUCGUACUAAUGAUAAUAAUUUGGGGUGUGGUGACGUCAGACUGACAGUGAGUGCACGUGAUGGAUUCCGGGUCUCAAUGGAGGUCCACCGGCGGGUUCUUGCCGACCGGAGUAGGUUCUUUGCUGAGAAGCUGAGGAGGAAUGGGGCCCACAUGGUCACGGUGGAGAUUCUUGAAUGUGAUGACGUGGAGGUGUACGUGGAGGUGGUGGUGCUUAUGUAUUGUGAGGACUUGAAGAAGAAAUUGAUGGGUGAGGAGGUUUCCAAGGUCUUGGAAUUAUUAAAGGUAUGUUCAGCUAUAUCAUUUGAUGAUGGGAUCCUGGCAUGUUUGGAUUACUUGGAAGCGGUGCCUUGGUCAGAGGAUGAAGAGGAAAAAGUGGUCUUGCUUCUUGGUGACCUUCAGCUUCACAGAUCACUACCUAACGUGCUUCAGAGAGUGGUGGCAGAACCAUCAACAUCUUCUCGAGCUGAUGACAUUUUCCUCAAGCUAUUGAGUGGAGUUUUGCAGGCCAAGGAUGACAAAGCUCGUCGAGAAAUGAAAACAUUGGUAUCUCGUUUGCUUAAAGAAGAAUCUUCUGAUCAUCGCAGUCUCAACAAUAGCCUUGAUAUCUCCAGAGAUACACUGUAUCAUCUUUGCCACAGAUGUCUUAGUUCUCUCAUACUUUGCUUAUCAGAAGCUACUUGUGUGGAGGAAGGCAGGCAGGAUCGAGGAUUUUUGAUGAGCGAGAUAGCCCGAGAAGCUGACAACAUGCAGUGGGUUGUUGAUAUAUUGGUUGACAGAAAAUUGGGAGAUGAAUUUGUGAAAUUAUGGGCUGAACAGAAGGAACUUGCUGUGCUCCACUCUAAAAUUCCUACGAUGUACCGGCAUGAGAUCAGCCGUAUAACUGCACAGCUUUGUGUUGCAAUUGGGAGAGGGCAUAUUCUGGUGCCUAAAGAUACUCGAUAUUCUCUACUGUCUACAUGGCUGGAAGCUCUUUAUGAAGACUUUGGGUGGAUGAGGAGAGCUUCUAGAUCAGUGGACAAGAAACUGGUUGAGGAUGGACUGAGCCAGACGAUUUUAACUCUACCGUUGCCACAACAAGAAGCCAUCUUGCUCAAUUGGUUUGACAGAUUUCUUAACAAAGGGGAUGAUUGUCCCAAUCUUCAAAGGGCAUUUGAAGUCUGGUGGAGGAGGUCUUUCAUAAAGCAAUAUGUUGUCGAAUCCCAGUUACAAUUAACCGUUUAUGAUAAUUCCAACUGAUGGUAACCGUAUGUUCUCGUUGUAGUACAUGAUGUAAUUAAUUAGCUUUUCUGCAUACUACUUGCUAUACCCUUCCUCACUGUGAAUCCUUACUUCUUCAGGAACUUUCCUCUUGUAAAAAGAUCCUUUUGUACCAUCCCUUGAGAGCGUAAUAGGAAAUGCUAUGAACUCGAAACUCAUGCAAGCAACUAGAAUUUUUAAAUGGAAGAUGAAAUAAUUGAAUUGAUGCUCAAUCUUUUCAUUUGAGCUCUCUCA
Messenger RNA from Coffea arabica (coffee), 2087 nucleotides. Its product is annotated as BTB/POZ domain-containing protein At5g60050-like. Lineage: Eukaryota; Viridiplantae; Streptophyta; Magnoliopsida; Gentianales; Rubiaceae. Gene Ontology annotation, molecular function: protein binding. The record is from RefSeq and is a predicted model, not a curated record.